AUGAGCUCAUUUCAGGCUAUGGAAGUGACCGUAUCGAAGGCAACUACCGUUGAGCGUGUAUCACGGUUGCUCCGAACUAAUCGUAAAAGUUUGGUGGCUGUUCUGGAAGCGAACGAGGCCGUACCUGAUGAGAAGCAUGACGUCACUCGAAGGAAGACGCUACACAAAGCGCCUCGAAUCGUUCGAGAACGUGUCAUUAACAGAAUUAAGCACAGACCAACCGGUAGCGAUUUCGGAGUGGAUGUACAGGAACAAGUUGAUCGCCUUGUUGAGCAAGCAACACUUCAUGAGAAUCUUUGCCAAUGUUAUAUAGGAUGGUGCCAUUUUGGUAGUGCCAACAACUAUUCAUUUUUUGUCGUUUUGCUUUUUAUUGUGGUAGGUAUAGCUUGGACCCAACCGUUCUCCAUCUCUCCUUAG
Molecule: messenger RNA, 417 nt
Organism: Cooperia oncophora
Lineage: Eukaryota; Metazoa; Nematoda; Chromadorea; Rhabditida; Trichostrongylidae
Source: the annotation of a GenBank genome assembly